UCACUUGAAAUUUCUUACGAUAUUUGUAUUGAACUCACAGUGACAUACUGCGUUUGAGUUUUUGUUUAUUUCGCUUUUUAUAUCAUAUUUGCUAUGGAAAGAAAGGUGUUUUUGGGCCAAUACUUGAUAUGGGUGAUGUUAUUGUUGGGACAGUUACAUGGAUACAUAAGCUGUAUUGAGAAAGAAAAGAAUGCUUUGUUUGAGCUCAAGAAAUUCCUGCUCUCAAGGAGGGAAGAAUGGGAUCACGAUCAUUUUGUCCCUACUUGGACUAAUGACACAGAGAGCGAUUGCUGCUUGUGGCAAGGCCUUAAGUGCGAUCCUACCAGCCGGCGGGUUAUCGAGCUUUCCUUUGGAAGACUUUUCCUCAAAGAGAGUUCUCGCCUAAACCUUUCUUUGCUUCAUCCCUUUGAAGAAGUUCGAAGUCUGGACUUAUCCUUUCUCUCGUUCGAAGGCAUAUAUGAUGAUGUGGAAGGUUAUAGAAGCCUAAGAAGAUUAAGAAACCUGGAGAUUCUGGAUCUUACUUUUAAUAGAUUCAACAACAGCAUCUUUCCUUUUCUUAAUGCCGCUACAUCACUCACAACUCUGUUUCUUCCGUGGAACCGUAUCGAUGGUCCUCUUUCUGUUAAAGAACUUAGAGAUUUGACAAACUUGGAACUACUGGAUCUGAGUAGAAACAGAAUUAACGGCUCCAUACCAAUACAAGCGUUGUGUGGUUCGUCUUUUGGCAGAGUUAACUUCCCUGAGGGAGUUGAAAGCUCUGAAUCUAAAAUACAAUGGAUUUACUGGCCCAACGGUAUUGCAAGAGUUUGCUGCCCUGAGGAAGCUGAAAGCUCUGAGUCUAAGGAGCAAUAA
Camelina sativa (false flax) is the source of this 852-nucleotide messenger RNA. The record is from RefSeq and is a predicted model, not a curated record. Lineage: Eukaryota; Viridiplantae; Streptophyta; Magnoliopsida; Brassicales; Brassicaceae.